AAGUAUCAACGAGUUGAGAGUUGAGAGAUGAGGGGGGAAUAUGUAGGAACUAUGACAGUCCUAAGGGCUGAGGGCAUGUCCUAAGCGUCCGUUUUCGGUUAAUACCUUACCGAACCGUUAAAAAAAAACAUUUAAUCCUUUGAAACGCAAUUCAUCUUACUAGACCGCAUUCGGCCAUAUGCGUAGUACACGCCCUGAAAUUCGAGGUUGCAGAAUCGAGGUCUCCCACUGACAGCUGUAGCUUAUCUCAAUUCCACUCACCAGCCUGGAACCAGCUAGCUUCUACUAUCUCAGCGCUGUAUCCUCACCUUAGCCCUACCUUACCAGUCACCACCUCCACACUCUAGAAAGGAGCGUCAGGUUCGAACCUCGGAAGGUGCAUCUGGCGGUGUAGUAUCGUAGGAUUUUACCCAUCCGCGGUACGCUGAGCAGGCCGCGUUCUGGUGUCACGGUUUCUCUCUAUAUCGAAGCGCAGCAGGUUCCUUUCGACCGUCGUCAGCAUCAUCAUUACAUGCACGGGAGGUCGAGCACGUCGCGGCCAGUUCGCCGCACAGCCACUAUCCGUCAUUUCGCAAAACGCCUCCUUCCCGUACAAUUUCUAUGACGCAUUCAGCUUAAGAAGCGAUAUCAACAAGGUUUAAGGAUGGGUAGAGUGUCGAGGCGCGACAGACUCCCCCCAAAAGAGCCAGUUAUACUCUUCACAUUCGCGUCGUCGCUCACUCCCAGCGCGUGGGAUGCGACGGAAAACUCGCCGGGUCAGGCGCCUCCGCAUCCCGACAAAGAUCGUGAGACGCAGCUCGUGUUUUACAUCGGCAUAGCGCGGGGUCCAUCUGUUCUCGUCGAUUUUGGGCGGCACAAGAAGAUUCUACGAAGCGCCGUCUCUGCCGUGCUGGCAGACGCUCCCCGACACUGUAGCAGAUACUCCCUGGGCUAUGGCCGGACGAACCUCCUCCUCUCGUUCGGUCAGGGCGUGAUCGCCUUCGCCGUGGCAGACGACGCCCUAGACCGGUCCCGAGCCUUCCAAAUCCUCACCCAGCUAAGAACCACCGUCAUCCACACUCUCUCCCACACUCUCUCCCUCACUCUCUCACACGCUACCGCGCUCCCGCACCCCCGCUCCCACUCGCACGCUCUCUCACACUCGCUUCGCCAGCCGCUGAAGCCGGUGGGCGCCCCUGUGGCGAACAAGUGUAACUGUGUAACUGUUACAGUCCCUCCUCGCGCUGAUUCGCCUGCGUCAGCUGCACUAUUGGCAGCCCCCGCAACUCCUAGCUCGCGAUCCAACGCCAGCAGCAGUGACACCAAUGCCACGCCGGUUGGGCCCACCAGCAGCAGCAGCGACAGUGGCCCUAUCACCACCACCACCAGCAGCAGCAACAUUAGCAGCAGUGAAACAUCCCCCUUCCCAUCAGGUCGUUUGGCCAAGAUGCCACGCUCUUUCUCCGCCCAUUUCGCCCCCACCUUCCUAGCGGAUUGCCUAGAAGCCACUUUCAAGGAGGUGGUCCGAUCCGCUAGAGGCAGACUCCGUAAGCGCACAGUGCUGGAACUGUACCCCGACGCCCCGCACGCUUAUCUCGUGAAUAAAAAGAAUGUUUUCGAACCGGAUAUACUGGACCCGCCGGACCCCAGCAGUGACAGUAACGGAGCCAGCAGCAGGCUUGUAACGGGUACAGGCGCAUCUGAGCACAGCAGCAGCAGCGGCACUGACGGAUUCGCUUCCCCUGGGGGGACAAGGGGCGCAGGUCAAGGCGGGAAGAGGGGGGCGCUGAGCUCGCAAAUGAGUGCAAGAGAUAGUCUGAUGAGCGAGCUUUCCGACAUGAUGGCCGAUUUCGAAGCGGGGGACUUUGGGGAGAAGCUCGUGGUGUCACGAUCGGGUCGGGAUGAUGAGUAUGAGGACGACGAGGAGUGGUACCUCAAAACGAGAGGCCAGCCGCCUUCGAUGACAACCAACGCCCGAGGCCUCGGUAUCGGCCCCGAGCUAGGGCUAGGGUUAGGGUUUGCUAGCAGCACAGGAGGGGUAGGAGGAGGGAGAGGAGGAGUGGAGGGUGGAGGGGGAGGAGGGGGAGGGGCGAUGAGUAACAGUCCGUUGCUGGAUUUUGCUCAGCAUGCGAAGGGGAUGGGGCUAUUCCCGUCGCAUUCGCACUCGGCCGUGUUUGCGCCCAUGGGGGGACGAUCGGCGUCGGCAGCGGCGUGUCAGAUGCUCCUGGUGCCUCAGGAGUAUGCGGGGCUCGUUCCAGUCAGGUCGGGGGAUCAGGGGGAAAAGCAGCAGCAGCAGCAGCAGCAGCAGCAGGCGCGGGCUUUCCCACGGCCAGGAGUAGGGGGAACGCUGAGCGAGGGGUCAGCAGAGGGGGAGGAGUGGGAGCAAGGGGAGGGGAGAGGCGAGAGUAGUGGGGGGGACGGAUCAGGAGCAGCAGCACAAGGCACGGGGCAAGGUGUAAGUUUCCCGGGAUCCGUCUCUGGAAGAAAGCACCGUUUCACUCUGUCACACACGGAGCCCUCGUCAGAAGCUACAGUCGUUCCAGUGGACCCCCACCUGAACCCUCACCUGACAGGGCACCUGGCAGCAGGGGGUCAGGGAGGAGGUGGGGGGCGGAGAUUUGGGGAGGGGCACAGGCGCAUGGGGGGGAGUGAGGGUGCACUCAGUGUUCUUGAUAGCAGCAGUCUGGAGGGUAGUGAUCUGGGUGCAGGGAAGAUAGGGGGAGGUGCACGAGGGAACGGGCAGAGCAGCAGCCAGAGGCUUGACAGUGGCAGCUCUGCUGCUGCUGCAGGCGAAUUCGCGGUUGCUGGGGGGUUUCCUGUUGGUGCUGCUGGAGGGGGAUUUGCCAGUUUUUCUCCCGGCUCCGUUGCUGGGUUCUAUCCUGGUGGUGCUGGGGGGAAUGGUGGCGAUAACUUAUUUGGCACCAGCUUCGGUACCGGUACUGGUAGUGGCAGCAGCAGCAGCAGCAGCAAUCCAUUCGAAGACGCAGCUAACCGCAUCAAGGGCCAACGAGCCCAAUUCGAUAGUCUAUUUCCCCUGCAGUCGUUACCAGAUAGUGAGGAUCAGGAUGAUUCUUCAACAGACAGGACCUCACUCACCGGACCUGCAGGUUCGGGCGGGAAGGAGAUCGUUCAGCAGCAGGCUCGGCAGCAGGCUCCGGAGAGGGGAUACAUGCGCAUGCGUCUGAAAUCGGGGCAAAUGUCUCCGAUGCUCAAGGGGGCUUUAAGUGUCUUCCGCAGCCCGUCGGUGCAGGAGAGAGCCACAGGGGGGAUGAGGCCUGCUACUGCUGCUAGGAUUUCCGCACUUACUGCUGGGGGGGCUGGUGGGUUGAGAGGGGAUGAGAGGUGGGGUGCUGGCUUUAAGCCUUUGUGGGCCUCGUUUCGGAAAGCGGGGAGUGGGAAGGAGAAGGAAGGGGGGAGCGGGAAGGAGAGGGAGAGAGGGAGUGGGAAGGAGAGGGAGAGAGGGAGUGGGAAGGAGAGGGAAGGGGGAGGUGGGAGUGAGGAGGUGGCAAGUGGGCAAUGAAAUGACGAGAGUAGGUUGAUGGGGAGAGGGCAGAAGAAGGGCAUUUGAGUGGGAAGUAGAGGCAACGAUUGGGUUGGGUUGGGGCAAUGCUUGUUUGUUUCCAAGCAAACAUGCAAGAGCCCAUCGAACGAGGUCACAAGAUGGUUGCAUCCAUAUGCGGUUUGCUUGACUUGUUUGCCAUUAGGGGAGAGGGGGUAAGUGGGAGUGGGGGAAAAGGGCUAGUCUGGUGUGGAAAUACAGCCUUGGAGGUGGUAAUCUUGGUUACGUACAAAGGAACGGUCUCACCUGUAAUAAUUUGUGGAAAGGGUGCUUUACAGGGCCUCAGAUUGGUUUUAAGGUACCCUGAUUGCUCAGGGUCCCCCCCCCAUGUUUACCCUGAUUUUUCAGGCCUCCCAAAAAAAAAUCCGCUGAGUAAUCAGGGUUACUUCAGAAUUUCACGCUGAUUUGGCGAAAAUUGGGAGAUGGGCAAAACG
Molecule: messenger RNA, 3972 nt
Organism: Closterium sp. NIES-67
Lineage: Eukaryota; Viridiplantae; Streptophyta; Zygnematophyceae; Desmidiales; Closteriaceae
Source: the annotation of a GenBank genome assembly